UUAGUUCAUAUCAGUAUUUUUCAGUUUAAAAACUCCUCUUAUUGCUGCAUUUUCUUCUCUUCCUUUAUCAGUGGUAUCAGAGCAGGCGCAAUGAAUGGUCUUGUUCAGAUUUCAGUUCCUAUUUUGGAUGGCAAAAAUUACAACCGGUGGUGUGUGCAAAUGAGGCAUGCCUACCGUGAGAGUAAGAAAAAGGACAAGAAGGCAUUAUAUUUCAUCCAUCAAGGGGCGAAUGAUGAAGUGUUUGAGAAGAUUGACGAUGCAGCUACAUCAAAGCAAGCAUGGGAUACCCUGAUGACAACAUACAAAGGUGCGGAGAAAGUCAACAAGGUAAAGCUCCAAACCUUAAGAUGUCAAUAUGAGCUCCUACAAAUGGAGUCUUUUGAAACUGUUGCCACUUAUAUCAAUCGAGUUCUUGCUUUGACGAACAAAAGUAAAGUAUAUGGAGAAGAGUACAACGAGCAGGGUAAAGUGGAGAAAAUCUUGCGAACACUCACACCAAAAUUUGAGCCCAUUAUGGCAGCAAUAGAAGAAGCCCACGAUUUGUCCCAGAUGAUUGUUGAUGAGUUGUCAGGCUCAUUAGAAGCACAUGAGCAAAGAAUGAAUGGGAAGCAGAUAGAGAAACCGAUUGAGCAAGCCUUCCAAAGCAAAGUCUCUAUCAAAGGUGAUCAAGGUGGUGAAACCAGUCAAAAGCAUGGUGGUUCUCAUGGAAAAAGACGAGGACGAGGACGUGGUUUCUACUUCAACAAAGGUCGUGGUGGUCAUAACAACAAUUAUGGAGUAGGAGGCAAUGACCAAGAAAAAUCAAACUUUAGCUAUCAGCAAAAUUCAAGAGGCCGUGGCCAUGGCAGAGGAAGGGAGCUAUUUGUUGAUCUUGAUGAGUCCUUUCGCACAAAAGUGAAAUUUUCUGAUGAUAGAACUAUACCAGUAACUGGAAAAGGAAGAAUUCUCAUCAACUUGAAGAAUGGAGAUCACAAGUACAUUUCAGAUGUGUUCUAUGUUCCAGGCAUGAAGAGUAAUUUGCUUAGUGUGGGCCAAUUGCUUGAAAAGCUAUAUGUUAUGAGCCUGUGUGAUCAUCAGUUCUCCAUUCUAGAUAAGCAAGGACAAAUGGUAAAAGGCCUGCCUAGUAUACAUAAUCCUGAUCAGUUGUGUGAAGCCUGCAUUCUUGGGAAGCAUCAUAGAAUGCCUUUUGCAGCAAAACAACAACAGCGAGCAACUCAACCACUUGAGCUUGUCCAUUCUGAUGUGUGUGGCCCAAUGAAUACAACGUCAAAUGGCUAUAAUAGGAAUGUCCAAAACAUCACCUCUGUAAAAGCUUGGAGCGGUUUCAAGCCAAGUGUGAAACAUCUUAAGGUGUUUGGGUUUGUUGCUUAUGCUCAUAUUCCAGCAAAGACAAGGACAAAGCUAGAUGAUCGAGUAGAGAAGAUAAUUUUUAUUGGCUACAAGCAUGGCGGGUACAAGCUAUUCAAUCCUGAGACAAAAAAGAAGCCUCUUCAAGCUCUGCUCAAAAAACCUCCUCACCGCAAGCCCAAAGAGAAUCUACAAGGCCACAAUGACAACGUCGACGCCAACCACCAUGAACCAAUGACAUUUGAGGAGGCAAUUCAAGAUUUUAGAUGGGUAAAUGUAAUGAAUGAGGAGAUCAAGGCUAUUGAAAGGAACAAUACAUGGGUUCUCACUGAUAUUCCACAAGCUCACAAAGCAAUUGAUGUCAAGUGGGUUUUCAAGACAAAGGUGAAGUCAAAUGGCAAGGUAGAAAGGUAUAAAGCGAGAUUGGUGGCAAAGGGAUUUGAGCAGAGGCUUGGCUAUGAUUUUCAAGAAGUCUUUUCUCCUAUUACUCGAAUGGAGACCAUUAGACUUAUAGCUGGUUUGGCUGCACAAAAUCAAUGGAAAGUCCAUCAAAUGGAUGUGAAGUCAGCUUUUCUAAAUGGCCCACUUGAAAAAGAGGUAUAUGUCAAGCAACCUCCUGGAUUCAUGAAACAAGGAAGUGAAGAUAAGGUGUACAGGUUGAAGAAAGCAUUGUAUGGCCUCAAACAAGCUCCACGAGCAUGGAACAAGCGUGUUGAUUCCUUCUUCCUCAAAGCCGGCAAUAAUCCCACAAUGAUCGAAGAUUUCAAAAAGUCCAUGAUGGGUGAGUUCAACAUGACUGAUCUUGGGCUCAUGUCAUAUUUUCUAGGCAUCGAAGUAGUUCAAAGAAAAGAUGGGAUUUUUAUUUGCCAAAAGAGGUAUGUUGCUGAACUCUUGAAGAAAUUCCAUAUGCAAAAUUGUAAUUGUGUAAGAACUCCUGUGGAAGUUGGUACAAGAUUGUUAAAAAAUGGAGAAGGGGCACCAGUUGAUUUAACUUAUUUCAAACAAAUUGUUGGGAGUUUGAGAUAUCUUACAUGCACAAGACCAGACAUCUCUUAUGGCGUUGGCCUAAUUAGCAAGUUCAUGGAAAAUCCGCAACAAUCUCAUAUGCAAGUAGCCAAGAGAAUCAUGAGAGUAUGUUACUGCAACAUCAAGUGCAUGUCAAGCAAUCUGGUUGCUCAAUUUAAUGAACCAGAUUUAUACUCCAAUGAAAGAACCAAUGAAGUUUUUGUUGAUAAUGUCUCUGCAAUAGACUUGGCAAAGAAUCCUAUCACACAUGGAAGAAGCAAACACAUCGACGUCCGAUUUCAUUUCUUGAGAGAUCAAGUUGGCAAGAAAGCAAUUGAGCUGGUUUACUGCAAAUCGGAAAACCAAGUAGCAGAUAUCCUCACCAAACCUUUGAAGUUUGAAGCUUUUAUCAAAUUAAGGAGUAUGCUUGGAAUGACCGCUUUGCCGGAUCAGGAUUAAGGGGGAAUUGUUGGUUUGUUAAUCCUAAUCCUAUUGUAGUUUUUCACUUUUGAAUAAGUCUUAUUGUCACCUAUUAUCUAGAAACCAGUUUAUUUGUUUGUUACUCUUUAGGACUUAGUGCAGAAACGUGUCAGUGUGCAUGUUAGCCAUGUAGCCUUGUUUUCAGGAUUUAGUUGCUAUUUAUUUGGUUGUAUUGUUGAUGUCUUCUGCCUAUAUAAAGGCUGUUAUCAAUGAAAUAAAAUCUCAAUUCAUAU
Molecule: messenger RNA, 3065 nt
Organism: Rubroshorea leprosula
Lineage: Eukaryota; Viridiplantae; Streptophyta; Magnoliopsida; Malvales; Dipterocarpaceae
Source: the annotation of a GenBank genome assembly